AAUAGCAUAGAGCUUGGAUAAUGAGAACAAGUAGGGAAAAGAAUAGAAUCUCCAUUUCAAUACCACCCUUGCCUUGAAAAACCCUAACCCUAACUUUCUCUUUCUCUCAAGAAAGCUCCAAUGAUGAUGGCAAGCCAAUGGAUAACUACACCACUCUUUCUUUUUCUUUUCCUUCUCUUUCCUACUCUUCUCUUGCUCUUGUUCACCUCCUCCGUUCACCGUCCGGUGACAUUAACCAGUUCAUCCAACCAUCUCGAUGGCAAGUUUAGGCUAAACGGGUUGGUUCCCGGCACCGCCGGUGAUGCAGAGGCCUCGCGUGCGCUUACCGUUUCUUCUCCUCCCGCUCCGUUGAUCAAAAGGAAGACGAGGAGUUUUGUUGAGAGAGAUCUUGCUAGAGCUCGUACAGCCAUACAAAGAGCCGUUUCGGUUUCCCAAAAGGGAAACGUUUCACAGAUGGGAAACUCGUCGGUGCUUUCUUCUCCGGCCACCGGCGAUGAUCUUUUGCGUGUUUAUCACAAUCCGGCCGCCUUUUUCCGGAGUUACAAGGAGAUGAAGAAGAGGUUUCGUGUUUACGUGUACCAAGAAGGGGAUGCACCAUUAGUGCAUGACGGGCCAUGCAAGAACAUAUACACAACCGAAGGCAGGUUCAUUCAAGAGCUUGAAAUGAUGACCGGUAUAUCCAAAUCCUCUUUGAGGACUAAUGAUCCAAACCGUGCUCAUGCCUUCUUCUUGCCCUUCAGUGUGGCCAUGAUGGUCAAGUAUCUCUACAUCCCGAAUAGCCAAGACCAAGGCCCCAUCCGGCGUUUCGUCUCCGAUUAUGUCGGUGUUGUGGGAUCUGCUCAUCCAUUUUGGAAUCGCACUGCCGGUGCCGAUCAUUUCAUGCUCUCUUGUCAUGAUUGGGGACCCUACGUCUCCGACGCCAACAAAGAUCUCUACACCAACUCCAUAAGAGCUCUUUGCAACGCUAACACUUCCGAAGGCUUCAACCCAACCAAGGACGUGAGCAUCCCUGAAGUCCACCUCCUCACCGGCGACAUCCCCGUCCAACUCCGUUCCCCUCCUCCUCCCCACACUCCCCGUCCCUUCCUCGCCUUCUUCGCCGGCGGCCUCCAUGGCCCCAUCCGUCCUCCUCUCCUCCACCAAUGGCAAAACCGAGACCCCUCUAUCCAAGUCUAUGAAUACCUCCCCAAGAACUCAACCAAUGACUACUUCUCCUUCAUGCUCAAAUCCAAGUUUUGUCUUUGUCCUAGUGGGUGGGAGGUGGCCAGUCCAAGGGUGGUAGAGGCCAUUUACACUGAGUGCAUUCCGGUGAUCAUUUCUGAAGGUUAUGUGUUGCCGUUUAGUGAUGUGUUGAAGUGGGAGGAGUUCUCUUUGACAGUGAGGGUGGAGGAGUUGCCGGAGUUGAAAGAGUUGCUCGGCCGGAAGACGGAGGAGGAGAUGGAUAGGCUGCGCCGGGGGCUUAGAGCUGUGAGGAAACACUUUGUGUUUAACCAACCGGCUAAGAGUUUUGAUGUCUUUCAUAUGAUCUUGCAUUCUGUUUGGCUUAGAAGGCUAAAUGUUAAGCUUGAUUGAUUGUUCAUUCAUGAAAUGUAUAUUUGUUUUUUUGGUAUUGGUAAAUGUUUGUUUCUAUAUAUCCUUGUAAAAUGAUGUGAAUAUGAUUUUUAUA
Messenger RNA from Dioscorea cayenensis subsp. rotundata (Guinea yam), 1666 nucleotides. RefSeq names its product probable glycosyltransferase At5g25310. NCBI's taxonomy places the organism in Eukaryota, Viridiplantae, Streptophyta, Magnoliopsida, Dioscoreales, Dioscoreaceae. The record is from RefSeq and is a predicted model, not a curated record. The transcript has 4 exons. The coding region runs from base 121 to 1572 and encodes 483 amino acids. Gene Ontology annotation, molecular function: glycosyltransferase activity.